Molecule: messenger RNA, 7365 nt
Organism: Acipenser ruthenus (sterlet)
Lineage: Eukaryota; Metazoa; Chordata; Actinopteri; Acipenseriformes; Acipenseridae
Product: leucyl-cystinyl aminopeptidase
Exons: 19
Coding region: 413-3493 (1026 amino acids)
Biological process (GO): proteolysis; peptide catabolic process
Cellular component (GO): cytoplasm
Molecular function (GO): zinc ion binding; peptide binding; metalloaminopeptidase activity
Source: RefSeq, a predicted model, not a curated record
AAGAGGUUAUUGUGGGCCGAAUAGGCAAUCGUUUGCUUCGGUCUAAGAUCAUAUCAGUAUCACAUGGUUGAGAGAAAAGGGAAGGAAAUGUUGUCGAGAUGAACAUAGUCGGUACACCCUGCUCUGUAUAGGCGAUCCGAGAAUUCGUUUCAACUGUUCAUUGGUUUCACUUUAACAACGAAAAUAUUCCGGGACCUUAUAGCUCCUAUCUGCUGUACUCACGUGAUCAGUGACCUGCGUUGUUAUUAGAAAGUGGCAAUGCAAAACGAGAUAAAGAGGAAUGAUCAAUCCUGUUAGACUGGCUGGAGGAGGUAUUUGUGAUUGUGAGUGCUGUGUUGUUCUCUGAUUUAAUUGCACACCCAAGACAAAAAGUUGAAACCUACCGAAGAAGAAAACACGGGACGUGUACAGAAUGGAGUCCUUUCAAAGCCUUUCAGAAUGUGCCUCUCUGCCCAGGAACAUGAUUGAAAACAGCAUGUUCGAGGAGGAGCCUGAUGUGGUUGACCUGGCCAAGGAGCCUACCACGUACCCCCUGGAGCCCGACGAUGUGGUGUACGAGCCCCGGAGCUCCCGGCUGCUGGUGCGAGGGCUGGGGGAGAAUGAGCUCGAUGAGGAGGAGGAGGACUAUGAGUCUUCAGCCCGUCUGCUGGGAAUGUCCUUCAUGAACCGGAGCUCCAGCCUGCGCUCCAACUCGUCUCCCUACGGCGGGCAGGUGGCGGGCAGGGCCUGCUCAUUCCCAUCUGCAAGGAGUUUGUUGGUUGGGGCCUUUGUCUUGGUGGUCGUCGCCUCGGUCGCCAUGGUCAUUUAUUUCCUGCCCAAGUGUACCUUCACCAAGGAAGGCUGCCACAAAGCCAACCAGUCAAUGGCACUCAUCUACCCCAUAGCUUCCAAAGGUCACCUCUUCCCUUGGACCAGCAUGAGAUUACCUAGAGCUGUCAGCCCGGUCCAUUAUGACCUAACGCUCCAGCCCAACUUGACCACUAUGAAGUUCACAGGCUCUGUUACCAUCACUGUGAAAGUCAAUGAAGACACCAAGAAUGUUGUGCUCCACAGUUCUGGCCUUGACAUCUCUAAGAUUUCCAUCAGCCCUGUUGGGGAAAACCAGCCCAAGCCGGCCCAGUAUGUGGAGUACCACCCCUGGCAGCAGAUUGCAGUCCGGUGUCCCGAAACUCUUCAGAAAGGGAGAAGCUACGAUUUGAAACUUGAGUACUCUGCUAAUCUUUCAGACAGCUACUAUGGCUUUUAUAAAAGCUCAUACCGAGACAAAGAUGGGGAACAAAGGUGGCUCGCUGCGACGCAGUUCGAACCUUUAGCUGCUCGGAUGGCUUUCCCUUGCUUUGAUGAACCAGCAUUUAAGGCUACGUUUCUAAUUAAGAUAAACCGAGAUAAGGAAUACAUCAGUCUCUCAAACAUGCCAAAGAACAAGACUAUUCUUGUGUCUGGUGGAUUUUAUCAAGAUGUGUUUAACAAGAGUGUUACCAUGAGCACCUACCUUGUGGCUUUCAUUGUGGCUGACUUCAAAAAUAUCAGCAUGGAAGCCAAUGGCACUCUGGUCUCUGUCUAUGCUGUUCCUGACAAGUUGGACCAAGUGAAUCAUGCCUUGGAGACAGCAAUAAAACUGCUGGACUUUUAUAAUUGCUAUUUUCAAAUGCUCUACCCUCUUCAGAAGUUAGAUUUGGUGGCCAUUCCUGACUUCCAGGCUGGAGCCAUGGAGAACUGGGGCUUAAUCACUUUCCGAGAGACAUCCCUCCUGUAUGAAAACACCUCUUCUCUGCUGGACAAGCAGCUGGUUACCAUAGUGAUAGCUCAUGAACUGGCCCAUCAGUGGUUCGGUAACCUGGUCACUAUGGAGUGGUGGAAUGAUCUGUGGCUUAACGAAGGCUUUGCGACUUUCAUGGAGUACAUGUCCAUUGAGAGAAUUUUCCCUGAUCUAAAUGUUGGGGACGAUUUCCUGGCCAUGCGCUUCAGGGCAAUGGGUAAGGACUCAUUAAACUCCUCCCAUCCCAUAACGAAUCAGGUGGCAACCGCCGAACAGGUGGAGGAGAUGUUUGAUUCCGUGUCCUAUGAGAAGGGCGCCUCCAUUCUGCUGAUGCUCAAAUCGUCGUUGACCGAAGAGCAGUUCCAGAAAGGAGUAGUUCAUUAUCUAAGCCAGCACAAAAAUGCAAACACACAGAGUGAAGACCUGUGGGCCAGCAUGUCCCAGUUUACAAAGAAGGCUAACAUCACAGAGCUGAUGAAAUCGUGGACCCUUCAGAAAGGCUUUCCAUUGGUAACAGUCACCAGGAACGGCACGAAGAUGACACUUCAGCAAGAACGCUUCUUACUGAGUGUGGACAAUUCAUCUAGCAGCUCCAGCAGCUACCUGUGGCAGGUUCCCCUGACAUCCAUCAACAGCAGCUGCAGUAAUGCCUCAAGCUGCAAGAGUGUGAUCCUGCUGAAGGAGCAGUCUGCCACCAUAUACGUUCCUGAAGAGGUGCAGUGGGUGAAAUUUAACAUUGACAUGGAGGGAUUCUACAUGGUGCAUUACGGUGAAGACGGCUGGAGAGACCUGAUUAUAUUAUUAAAGAGCAAUCAUUCAGCUCUCAGCUACCAAGACAGAGCGAGCCUCAUCAGUGACAUAUUUGGACUUGCCAGGCUGGGCAAGGUGUCUAUUCAACAGGUGCUAAAUCUUACCUGUUACCUUGUCAAUGAGACCAGCACCCCCCCAGUGACUGAGGCACUGCUUCAGCUCAACCAUAUCUACAGACUUCUGGACAAGAGAGGAUUACUGCAACUUACUGCAAGGAUGAAGGCCUAUAUUCUGGAACUUUUUGAAAAACUAAUUGCUAACCAGAGCUGGAAUGAAGAAGUAUCCAUUACUCAACAAAAGCUCAGGUCUUCACUGCUGGGAACUGCCUGCUCUUACAACCACGAGAUAUGCAUUGAAAAAGCCAAGAACAUAUUCUUGAACUGGACAAAAUCUCCUGCCAACGUGAGCAUACCGGCAGAUCUCAUGAGAACUGUAUUCACAGUCGGCAUCCGACACUGUGACGGCUGGGACUCUGUGCUGGAGGCCUACAGCAACUCCUCAUUUGAGGCAGAGAGAGAGAAGAUGUUGCAAGCAUUGGCAAGCAGUGCGGAUAUUAGGAAGCUAAUAUGGCUGAUGCAGACCAGCUUGAAUGGUGAAGAUGUUCGGACACAGGAGCUCCCUCUCAUCCUCACUACCAUCUCUAAGAACUUCGAAGGACACCUGUAUGCCUGGGGCUUUGUCAAAGAAAACUGGGAUAAAAUUAUAAAAAAAUUUAAUCUCGGCUCCUUUGCAAUUCACAACAUUGUCAUGGGAACAACAUCCGAGUUUUCAACACAGGCGCAUCUGUUUGAGGUAAAGAACUUCUUUGGGUCUCUCAAGGACAAGGGUUCUCAGCUAAGAAGCGUCCAGGAAGCAGUGGAGACGAUACAACUCAAUAUCCAGUGGAUGGACAGGAACGUGGAGGCUCUGAGUCACUCUCUCUGAGCUGAGAGCAGUGCUGUGCAGGACACAGGAACGUCCUGCUCUGCUUGGGUUACAGACCAGGAGAGGCCAGUCACCAUGGCAACAGCAGCCUUUGCACUUGUAGGAGUUCUAGCUAGCUCAGGGCCACUCUGAUCCCUUUUAUUUAUAUAGAGAUUUUUUGUUUUGUUUUGUUUUUGGUUAGAACUUUCUUUUCAUUGUUAAUGUGGGUAUGUUAAGCUACAGACCAAAAAAAAAUAAAAUAAAAAAAAAUAUAGUGUAAAUAUGGAGGGAGGUAUUUGUUAUAUAAAGAUAGUGUCAUCAAAAUAGCAUUUUUUUUUGUUACAGAUUUAUGACAAAGCACGAGGAUGGCGGAAAAUGUUUACUGUAUGUGUGUUAUUGUGUGGUGUGUACUUAUUACUACACCUGUAAUGUAUAUACGCACUGCGGUACAGAUAAUGGAUUGCAGGACUGAAUCAGUGUACAGGCUAAUCUAGAAAAACAGUGAGGGGACUUGUCUGUGAUGGAUCUUCUCUCCCUCAAUCAAAUUUAAAAAGUGUAAAACUGCCUGUUCUCUGUAGCUGCUUUUUUGUAUGUAGGCUUCUAAAAAAAACAGCCCAUGCUUUAUUAAUUUCCAGCAGCAGUCUCCAGAAUGACAAGAGCUUCCCUGGAUGGAUGUGUUCUUCAUAGAGUCCUGGGCAUUUGUUUUUCAUGUGCUUAAAACAACGGGAUUCUGAAUUAGAACUUCUUAGUGCGUCCUCACCUCAAUCUCGGAAAGAUUGCUUGGGCUCAUCCUCAGUUAACCCCUCUGUACUUUUGAUGGGGUCAUAACCUUGACGUUGGUCCUAACUGAAUGUACACUAUGCGGUGGCUUUAUAGAACAGCUGAGGGAAAGUUGUUUUGUUUUUUUUCUUUUUCUUUUAAAACCAAAGAAUUUGAAGACAGAUGAAAUUGCACCACAGGCUCGACUGCUGGCUCACACAAGUCUUUAUUUAAGUACACACUGGUGUAAAGAUGUAUAACCUUUAUGGCACUCAUGUUUUUUUUAGAUAAUAAAGAACACAAGGUUUAUUCAUAUCAUUUGACCUUAAGUAAGGAUUAGCAUGCAAUAACUACUCAAUUCUAAAUAUUUCAGAUCUGAAAGAACUACUUUCAGUUUCUUUUAAUGUUCCUUGUUUUAAUUCAGUAUGUCAGUUCUGUAGGUAUAUUUUAACUAGAUUGGUUUUAUUUAAUGGGUUUUGCUCCAAGAGUGGCACAAAUCAUGUUAAAUUGAUUGAAGAUUUACUGUGAGUUAGCUAUGAACCACUUCUCUAAAGUAAAUGAGGGGAAACCUCAGUAGUAGCUUUUAUGAAUGAACAACACAAGCACGUUUUUAUUGCAUGGGGGUGGGGGGUGUCAAACCUUUGCGGCGGUCCCAUUAUAAUUUCGAUCACAUUUCUGAAGCUAAAUUCCUUUUUCAGGGAGUUUUAAAACGUUUUUUUUUGUUUUACAUUCAAACUAGGUACUCGCAGGGUAUACUCUACGAUAGAGUAAAACAUUGUUUUCGUAAUAAUGUUCAGACCUUUAGCAUUUUAGAAAGGUAUAAGACUGUAUAAUGUAGGUGGAUAUUUGCACAGGUACAAGCCCUACAGUCAAGCUAUGUCAGGCGGACCUGGAAAGGGGUGAGUUUUCAGAGUCCGCAAAAGGUUAAGGUAGGCCCCGAAAUCCAUUCAAAUGCCUUGAAGGCUUGCCAAGCCUCGGUGGAGUUUUUAAAAUGGAGUCUACAGUAGAUUGACAUUGAGAGAAUGGAAAUGCAUUGACAAUGGAUAUGCAAGCUCAUGAAGCACUGCUGCUUUUGCGGUACAUUUGUUUCUGUUAUGUUGUUGUUGUCCUGCUGCACUGCCAGGGUUUCAGGGAGGUGUCAGAGGGGUCCAUAUAAGACUGUUGUCCAAUCUUUCUUCUUUCUGUAGAUUUGAGGAUUGUAUUUUGACAUGGAAUGACAAGCAGGACUGUUUUUUUUGUUUGUCGUUUUUUUUCUGGUUUGCUAACAUAAUGGUCCAGAUUAUUAAGUGUUUUUGUUUUGUAUUAUUGUUUUCUUAAUGCAUCCCUUGCUUAUUCAUACAUCCAUUUUGUAUAGCUUCAAGUCAUCACAACCUGCAUGUUGUAAAUCUUUGUGUUGAAGUGGUCAGUAGUUCCUGAGUGCGCCGCAGUUAGGUAUGACUUAUCAGACAAGACUAUUUAACCUGACUGGUCUCCUCAAAUCUUAUCUGGAUCCCCAGAGAUACCUAUUGUACAUAAUUACUGUAGUUGCAAAGCUUUAUUCUUGCUGGAAGUGAUGUUGGCACCCAUGCAUUCAGUGACUUUGUUGUUGCACUGCUUGGUCACUGUUUCUGAGGCAGCUUUUAUUGAUAUUAUGACCACAUGGCAGCGCCCCGUUUGCUAGUAUUUAAAGAGGAAAGUCAUUUAUUUUAAAGGUUUUUUUUAACUUUUUUAUGCUGUUUUUCAGGUAUGUUGAGCGAUUGUGCUAUUCCAAUAUUGAGUUCUGUCUUUUUUUUCACUCUAUCUAUCUGUAUCUCUGCGAGCUUGUCUGGAAUGUUGUGACUACCUUAGACUUCCUCGUUCCAUUGAGGUCCUGCAGGCUGUCAGUGCACCCUCACCUCUCAUGUCUGAGAGGACAUCAGAUUUGAAAGGUCACACCUGGUUUGAAUGGAAUGAGGAGGUCUAUUCAGUGCUGGGAAGCUCUCCAGACAAGGUCAAAGAGAGUUUAAAUCCAGGUAAAGACUGAUUUAGAUACAGACUCUGUAUUGGAAAGUCAGAACCCAGAAACACUCUGAAUGGAUGAGAAGUGGGAUGAAUAACUAUGAUGACAGCAUGAUACUGUACUUUCUCUUUAAUAGGCAUAGCCAGUGAUUGAUAUCCUAAAGUGUUUAAAAAAAAUAAAAAAAUAAAAUAAAAAAGAUUUAUAAGUAGUGCUGGAAAAACACCCGGGGGCCUUUAUUGUUUUUCAUGUUAGCUUUCUUUUCUUUUUCAUUUGUGCCCCUCCGCCUUGAAAGGAAUUAAGUGGCUUCAAUAAACAUGUUAUUUUAAUUCUAACACUGGAAGGAAAGAAAACCUUAAUGUGGUACAAUACUGUCUUCACAGACAGGCCUGUAAUACUUCGUGCCAUCACCAUUAAUCUCUCAGGUUGUAAAUAGAAUCUUAUUGUGUGGUGCGACUACAGAAGAGAUUGCAAAGAGAGCACAGUUACAGAGGGGAGAGGGGCAACGCUGUUCACAGUACAGGGGCAGUGGAAAGACAUUUGCUAGUGCAGCUACCAGGUCAUAUGGAAUCUCAGUAAAGCGUUGUAUACAAUUUGCAGUUUUGUUUACUUUCUCAAAAAAAGCUGCAAAACUCUGCACACUGGAGUGGAAAUCUGUGAUGCAUCAGGCCUGUAGUGUUUCAGAGGAGGACAUUGACCAUUAUUGCUAAAUUAACACUCCAUAAGCCAAUGUGUCAUACAGCCAUCACAAAUCCACACUUCUGUCAUGGAGGGUAAGCACAAGUGUUAAGACUCCUGGUUCCUUUUGUGUGCGUGGCAGUUUUGUUUCUUUUAAACUUGAACGGUGAAUGUAAACUGUGAAGGUUAUUUAAAACGCCUUUAACAAAAGCAGUUUAUAAAAGUAAAAUCAAAGUAAUAAUAAUCUAUAUAUAAUUAUACAUAAAAUAUGUAUUUUCUUUUAUCUCUUCUUUUUUAAGGCUAUUUGUAGGCUUGCAGCUCUUGAAUUUGCCUUGUACUGUACUCUUAAGUUCCAGGAAAAGCCUAUAUAUAUAUAUAUUUCUUUUUUAUUUCAAACUAAUCGUGUUUUGAGCACUGAUAUUGAGGCAUGUAAAAACAUAGUGUGGCUUUUUGUGAUAUGGAAUAAAUAUUUACCUAAAAA